AUGACCCCAUUUCUAUUCUACCGAUCUGAUUGGCCAGAUAGAAAUGCUUUAAUGGAAAGAGCGGCUACAGAUGGAGUUGAUGGUAACAAUAGAUUGAAAGUUGCUCCUAUUAAAAAACCAGGUAGCGCCUGGUUGCCAUGGAAUUUUUCUCAGCAAGGAUCCAUCAUCGAGGACGAAUUUUUCUGUUUUAGUUUGUUCCAUUUUGUUAUAUGUGAAACAUAUAGAAACAACUUUGGGAGUUACCUGCUACAUUAUCUACGUGACUGGCAUGUUGGUCGUAAAAACGAUACAACAAAAAUUGAUAUUUCUAAAUAUAAAAAGAAUGGAAAAUGGACAAUAUUACCACUAUCUGUAAUACCCAAACUUAGCUUGCCUGAUUUAUCUACUAUUUAUCAUAGAUAUUUAGAUCAAAAUAUACAAUAUGAGUGUAAAGAUAGACUAAGAAUGGGUAAAAUAACUGAUGGUGGAUGGGAUGUUUGUGCAGAUGAACCUUACAGACCAACUAAAGAUGGUUUCGUUUAUUCUUUUGGAAUUAAUAAUGAUUUUAGUUUUGAUGAUGCUAUUUCUAAAAAAUAUAAUAUUCCAGUAUUUUCCUUUGAUCCUAGCAUGAAUACAAAAGCUCACAAUAGAAGUAACUUAGUUCAUUUUAUACCUAUUGGUAUAGCAGGAACUAAUAAGGUCAUAAACAAUGGAUGGAAGGUUUUACCAUUGAGUGAUAUUUUAAAGGAUCUUGGCCAUAAAAAAGAAGACCUACAAGUGUUAAAAAUGGAUAUAGAAGCAUGGGAAUGGGAUACUUUUCCUAAUCUAAUUCAAACUAAUUCAAUAUCUCAUAUAAAACAAUUGUUUGUUGAAUUUCAUACUGCUAAAAGUUGUUCAUUAUCUAACCCUAAUAGUUGUACUCAAUAUAUCUCAGGUUUAAAAUUAUUCCAUGAUUUAUAUGAAUUAGGCUUUCGAAUAUUUUGGACUCAUAAAAAUCCAGCAUGUUUAUUCAAAUCAAAAUUCACAGUAUCGCUUCAAAAAGGUCAAAAGAUUGAAGGUUUAAUAUUUCAUACUGGUAGUUGUUACUGUACUGCCAAAUAUUAA
This is a messenger RNA of Lottia gigantea (owl limpet), 1083 nucleotides long. RefSeq lists its product as hypothetical. Lineage: Eukaryota; Metazoa; Mollusca; Gastropoda; Lottiidae. Bases 1 to 1083 code for a protein of 360 amino acids. The transcript has 9 exons. The record is from RefSeq and is a predicted model, not a curated record.